UGGAAGUAGGGGAACAGUCACCCCCAAGUCCCUGGCAGUGAGGCAGAGCUGGCAGGGGUGAGGCCCCCUUUUGGGGGGGCAUGAGUGGCCUCAAAGCCCCUACAUUCCACCCAUGGGGAGGGGACAGAGCCCCGGGGGAGCCAGCCAUGCAGGGGCUGCGGUCCCUUUAAGUGGGAGGGGGGCUCAGCUCCCAGGCUCAGGAGGGGGGAGCAGCACAGAGGGGCUGCCCCAGGAGGGAGCUGGCAGCUGGCAGCCUUGGACAUGCUGUGUGGACUCAGCCACCCACCCCCAGGGAACACCGAUGAUGGGCCCUACUCCAAAGGUGGCAGGGAUGCCGGGGGAACAGAGGGUGCCUUGGCCUGGCGCAGACAAAGCAUCCCAGAGGAAUUCCGGGGAGUCACAGUGGUGGAGCUGACCAAGAAGGAAGGCAGCACGCUAGGCCUGACAAUUUCUGGGGGCACUGACAAAGAUGGCAAACCCCGAGUCUCCAACCUGCGACCCGGGGGGCUGGCAGCCAGGAGUGACCUGCUGAAUGUGGGCGACCAUAUCCUGUCUGUGAACGGCAUCCGCCUGGCCAGGCUUCGGCACGAGGAGAUUGUCUCUCUGCUAAGGAAUGUGGGCGGCCGCGUGGUGCUGGAGGUGCAGUAUGAGCUGCCCCCACCUGCCCCAGCGCUCACCCCGGGCGUCACCCCCAAGACGGUGGAUGUCUUUCUACACAAGGAGGACGGCAGCUUUGGUUUCGUGCUCAGAGGAGGCGCCCAGGAGGAUGGACACAAGUCUCGGCCGCUGGUGCUGACCUCGGUGCGUCCUGGUGGCCCUGCAGACAGGGAGGGCUCCCUGAAAGUGGGUGACCGGCUGCUGGGAGUAGACGGGGUCUCCCUGCUAGGGGUCAGCCAUGCGGCUGCUCUCGCCACCCUGCAGCACUGCGGCCAGCAGGCCCUGCUCCACAUAGAAUAUGACGUGGCCGUGCCAGACGUGGCGGCAGGUGCCCCAGGGCCCCUACUAGUGGAGCUGCCAAGGCCCCCAGGCUCAGCACUGGGCAUCUCGCUGGCCCCGGGCUCCAACCUCGGCAGGCCGGGUGUGGCCGUGGAGCACAUCAGGGCAGCCAGCCUGGCGGACAGGAGCGGGACAUUGCACCCUGGGGACAUCAUCCUCUCCAUCGAUGGCACCAGCACCGAGCACUGCUCCCCCCUUGAGGCCAUGCGGCUGCUGGCACGCUCAGGUCCGAGUGUGAGACUGGAAGUGCUGCCUGCGCCACGGAGGGCCCCCGGAAGAGCCUUGGCUUCGACUCCCUUUCCCUCGCCUACGCUGAACCAUGCCUUUCCCUGCACCACCCCUGGCACCUUGACCCGGAGACCCCAGCCCAUGAGCCCCCGGACCACCAUGGGGCACAGUAGAGCCCGAAAACAGGAGCACAGGAGUUCGUUAUCCCUGGCAUCCAGCGUGCUGGGCCUGGGCGGCCAGGUGGUGCACACAGAGACCACGGAGGUCCUGCUUCGUGGAGACCCGCUCACCGGCUUCGGUCUCCAGCUGCAAGGUGGCGUCUUCGCCACCGAGACCUUGUCCUCGCCCGCCCUGGUGGGCUCCAUUGAGCCGGACAGCCCGGCUGAGAGGUGCGGGCUGCUGCAGGUGGGGGACCGCGUGCUGGCGGUCAACGGGGUCCCCACGGAGGACGGGAGCCUGGAGGAGGCACGCCAGCUCCUGCGCGACGCCGCGCUGGCCCAGCAGGUGGCGCUGCAGAUCGAGUUCGACGUGGCGGAGUCCGUGGUCCCGAGCAGCGGCACCUUCCUGGUGAAGCUGCCCCAUCGGAGCGGCGUGGAGCUGGGCAUCACCAUCAGCCCAGCCAACAGGAAGCGAGGGGAGCCCCUGAUUAUCUCGGACAUCAAGAGGGGCAGCGUGGCCCACAGGACAGGCACCCUAGAGCCAGGGGACAAGCUGCUGGCGAUCGACAGCACGCGGCUGGACGGCUGCCCCCUGGACGAGGCCCUGCAGAUCCUGCAGCAGAGCCAGGACCUGGUGACGCUCAAGAUCCGGAAGGAUGAGGACAACUCAGACGAGCAGGAGGCCACGGGGGCCAUCAGCUACACGGUGGAGCUAAAGCGACACGGGGGACCCCUGGGCAUCACCAUCUCCGGCACCGAGGAGCCCUUCGACCCCAUCGUCAUCUCAGGCCUCACCAAACGUGGCCUGGCGGAGAGGACUGGUGCCAUCCACGUGGGGGACCGCAUCAUGGCCAUCAACGGGGUCAGCCUCAAGGGCCAGCCGCUGAGCCAGGCCAUCCGACUCCUGCAGGCAGCGGGGGACACCGUCACACUGCGGAUCAGGAAGCAGGUGGACGGCCCAUUCAUGCCCCUCAGGCCGGGCAGCCUGAGCGAGUCCAGCGAUGUGGACGAAGAUCCCCCAGAGGCCCUCAGGGGUGGCCCAGCUGCCCACCCUUUGCCCACCUUGCCCUGUGUGGACAGCACCCUGGACUCCUGGGAGCGCUCUGUUGCGGAAGGAGGCCGUCGGGGGCCAGGCACUCACACGCCCCAGCCCACACCUCAGGGCCUGGGCACCUGCGAGUGGACGCCCAGCCGGCCACGAAGAAGCCCCCCGCCCCUCACCGCCCCUGUGGGUGACCCCUGCCUUAAGGACAGGGAUGACUGGGCACCUUCCGACAGCCCUGCCCGCGAGGAGGCCUUCUGGCGCGCGCUGGGGGAGGCCCUGGAGGACCUGCAGACAUGCGGUCAGUCGGAGUUGCUGCAGGAACUCGAGAUGUCCAUCUCGGCCGGUGGCCUGCAGAGUGUGGGACCCCGGCCCCGGAGCUGGAGCCAGGAUGCGCGAGCCUCCCCCGAGGCCCCCCCCUUGGAGAUGCACAAGCUGACCCUGCGCAGGGAUCCCUGGCGGGAGGACUUUGGCUUCAGCGUGUCCGACGGCAUCCAGCAGGCUGGCGUGUUUGUGCACAGCGUGCGGCCCUGGGGCCCCGCCCAGCGUGGGGGGCUGCGGCCACUGGACAGGGUGCUGCAGGUGAACCAGGUGCGCACACGGGGCUUGGACUGCCGCCUGGCAGUGCCCCUGCUGGCUGGGGCGGGGGAUGUCCUGGAGCUGGUCGUCAGCCGGAGCCCGCUGGCCCCAAGUGUCCCCCAUGCUCCUGGCAGCCCCCGGAUGCUCUGAGCCUGGUAUGGGGCACCCCAGGACACGGCUGGCCGCUUCUGUCUGUCAAUCCAUCAGUCCUGCUGUCCCUGUCUCCCUAUUCUGUGUGUUGGAGUGGCAGGCAGCAGGGUCUUUGUAGUGGGGGGCUAGGCCUCUCUGCUGUUAGUCUCCAGGAGAUCCCUGGCACCCUGGAAAGGCUAUGGGGAGCCCGUGAGAGUGGGUAUGGGACACCCAGCAGUCAGUGCCUCUAGGAAGCAGGGUGGGGCUGUGUGCGGAGCCUCUGGGGGACGGAGACCCCGAAGAUGCUGUGGAGGUGGCGGCCCUCACUGGAGGAGAGAAGCCAGAGACAGAGAGAAAGGCCAGGGAGAACAGGAGGGAGGGUAGCCAUGCUGCUUGGGGGCCCUGGCAGGAAGUCCUCCUGCCUGGUCUAGAGUACCAGCACCUGUCCUUCCACUCUCCCGCAGGCCAGGGACCUAGGAAUAGCGGCGGGCAGUGUGGUCCAGCUGGGUCUGUCUUGGCCAGAUCCUGUGGAUGGCCCCCAGGGGAGAGGGCCCCACUCCAUCUUUCACCCCUAGUUCCUCAGCCCUCCUCCCCCAGUGCUGGGGAGUGGGGUGGAGUCUGGGGUGCUAGUCUGCCCUCUGGAGCAUUCCCACUGAUACCCCCCCUCCCACACCUGCUCCCUGUACCUUGCUCUCUGGAGGACCUCUACCCCUGGGGAAGAGCCCCAGUGUUCUGGUCUGGGGGUCAGGAGGGAGGGUCCAUCUGUCUAUGCAUUCCAGGUGCCGCCCCCACCCCCCCCCAGAGCUGUAUUUUUUUUUCGAUUGAGCAGAGCAGAUUCUCUGUAAAGUAUUUUUCUAGGUGGGUUUCUUAAAGCUCUGGUGUCACGCCUGUCCCCCAGGGUGACGGGGGGGGGGGGGGGGGGGGAGAGACGGACUUUUUAAAAUAAAACUCUGUAAACACUCA
Messenger RNA from Erinaceus europaeus (western European hedgehog), 4095 nucleotides. RefSeq names its product glutamate receptor interacting protein 2 (gene GRIP2). Gene Ontology annotation, molecular function: protein binding. The record is from RefSeq and is a predicted model, not a curated record. The transcript is spliced from 23 exons. Gene Ontology annotation, biological process: neurotransmitter receptor transport, endosome to postsynaptic membrane. Lineage: Eukaryota; Metazoa; Chordata; Mammalia; Eulipotyphla; Erinaceidae. Bases 262 to 3153 code for a protein of 963 amino acids.